GUCUGAAAAGGUUCUGGGAUUGAUUUCAAUUUUUUUGACUUGUUUCCAAUUCUUUGGAAAUCUAUACAGAAUCUAUUCUCGAGCUGCUAUCAUGUCUGUUACUACUGCUUUGGAACUUGCUCCUGUCACUUUAGACCACGGCAUCUGCUUCCCCUUCAGCUGACAGCCAGCUCUUCCCACUUCCUGAAUGCAGGUCAUGGAACCUUGUCAAGGCCGGACACAGAGUCCCAGUUUGAAACAGGGAGUUCUCUCGGGAAAAUGCCAACUCUUCAGCUUUGGCAGCACAGAAGGUUAAACUCCACCUCAUUCUCCCCCAUGUUCAUUCUACAGGGAACUUUGACCCCUCUUUCCAAGCUCCUGGAAUACAUAAGGUUUGUGACUAGUCACCUUGCAAGUCGUUCUCAGGAUCCAGUCUGGAGACUGCCUGCCUGCCUACAACUUGGGGCCAUGGUUGAGUGAAAAAGCAUUUCUGGAAAGUGUAUUUUGUCAGCAAGAGGGUAACAUUUAUUUAUUUUCUUUCUUUUGACUUGCUAAAAACAAAUGUGCCUGCCUGGUGGUUGUGUGUGCUUGCAGAAAACAUUGCUUUCUUUCAUUGUUUCUGAAUUCUGCCCUUCGAGGGGAUUGGCUUGAAAGCAGUAGGAAUUGGCAAAGAACUGGCUUGAAAGGAACUGAAAACAGGCUGGGCUUUCCGUAUUCAGUUAUCUCCUGGGCUGCUGCUGUUUUGCAAAUUGGUGAAAUGUGGCUUCUGACAUGUUAAGUUUUCAGAAUUGCAGCUUCCAUUGUGAAUAAUUUUAGAAGUCCCUGCUUCUGAGUCUUUGCAGUUGUCAAGCAAGACAUGAUGGUGUAUGGCAAGCUAGUUUCCCCUAAACCCUUGGAAGACAGAGGAAAUCUGGUUGAUAAUGCCAGCAUAACCUCAGCAUUUCAGUGAUUAAAAUGAGGAAACACUUGAAAUACCCAUAGUUUCACCCAAGGUCAGUCCAAGACAUUUUGGCACCUGAGUUGAAGCACAAAAUGGCACCUCCCUGCUGCCAGGGAAAAGGGUACGUGAAGAUCUGCACUGGAAACGGGGGUGGGGGGCAUUCUAAUCAACCUCACCCAAUGGUUGAACUGGGAAUCAAGGUCUGGGGGGGGAGAGCUAUGAAUCAUGCAGGGCAGAUGCAGAGCCCAGGAGAUGCCAGAGGGCAGCCUCCACCAUUUCCUCCCUAGGGGUGGGAGGCCAGCAGCACCUCCUAUUCACCCUGGGAGUUGUAAAGCAGGCGGUGGAUCUGACCUCCAAGGAGCAUGCAGCAACUGUGGUGGCAGCAGCGGCAGGCAGUGCAUACCCUGGAGGCAGGAACUGCUGCCCCUGUGGAUCCUGCCUCCCUAGGCUGUCUCCUCAUAUUGCUUCAUUCCAAACAAAACUGCCUGGACACCCAUUCCCUACAUCACGCAUUAAAGAAGGCUGUUGUUUGUUGCAUGCUGUGCUCAUGUACUCUGCACUAAAGAGGUUCUCUGUUAACUUUAAAAAACAAACAAACCCACAAAGGUGAAUGCAGGAAGCUGCCUUAUCCCAAGUCAGACCAUUAGUUCACCUAACUCAGUAUUGUCUACACUGACUGGCAGCAGCUUCCCAUGGGUGCACAUUCCACUGUGUAUGCUCUUUGAGUUAAAGAUCUACUAGAAAAUCCAUACUUGUUUCUCAGUGUGUUGUCAGCAGUUCAAAAUACACCUUGGCAGCUGCGGGGGUGGGGGAUGGGCAGGCUGUGUUCUGGACGGAUGCCUUACAGUUCAUGUGCAUUAAUUUACAUGUGGGCCUUUCUCCCCAGCCUGGUGCCCUGUAUAAAUCAUAAGAGCCUGCUGGAUCAGGCCAGUGACCCAUUGAGCCCAGCCUCCUGUUCCCACAGUGCUGAAGCAGUUGCCAACUGGAAGCCCACCAGCAAGAUCCUUCAGGUGAGGAAGCAGAGCAGAGCCAUGUGGCUAGUAGCCACGGAUAGCCCUUUCCUCCUCCACAAAUUUCCAGUCCCCUUUUAAAGCCAUCUCAGUUGGUGGCCAUCCCUGUGGGAAGGUGCUCCACAGUUUAGCUCUGUGCUGCAUGAAGAAAUCCUUGUUAGACAUCUCCUGAAUUCAGCUUCACUGGAUGUCCACAGGUUCUAGUGUUAUGGGGGGGGUCUCCAUCUACUGUCUUUAAGCUCUGCAUGAUUUUAAACACUAUUUAUCAUGUUUCCCCUUACUCAUCUUUACUCACAGUCCCCAAAGCUGCAACCUUUCCUCAUAGGGAAAAAGGCUUCAUUUGACCAGUCCCUGGGACAGUCCCUGGCUGGUUUGUUUGUUUGCAGCAGUCCGUUAUAAACUACCAUCCAGUCUAUCUUUCAAAAGAGAGCAACACAUUUUCUGUUUGUAUCAAACUCCAGCAUUACCAAGAAUAUUCACGUUUGAUGGUUCGUGGAGAAUAAGGCUGCUGUGCUCUGCCACCUCACUUGGAGGGAGGCAGCAAUUUUCCUGAAUCCCAGUUGCUGGCAAGUGCAGGAGGGGAGAGUGGUCCUGUGCUUGGCUCCUGCCUGCUGGCUUCCCCUGGGGGCAUCUGCUUGGCCACUGUGAGGACAGGAGGCUGGACCAGAUGGGCCAUUGGCCUGAUCCAGCAGCCUCUUCUCCUGUUCUUAUGGAAGAAAGCAAAUUCUUUUUUUUAAGCUAGCACAGUCCCCCCCCCAAAAAAAAACCCCUCACAUUUUGUUAUUCUGGCAAUAAGCUUUUCUGCCACUUGCAGGGUUUCUUUCUGCUGUCUUUCUCUGACAGAAUAGCCAUUCAAGACUCUGCCACAAGGGAAGCCAAGUUCUCUGGCCAGUGGGUGCAGAGUUUUGAGAACUGGGAAGCAGCCCUUUCAUGCCGGCAUUCCUGUGCACAGAGGGAUCUAUUGUUAGCCCCUAAGCAGAAGGAGCGGCAUCUGGAGGGUGUGCCAGGCUCUCCCGGCUGGAGUGUGGCACACUGACCUAGAAACUCACCAGCCUGCAUGCUUUUGUGCCUUCCAAUCCUAGGGUUGCCAUAUUUCAAAAAGGAAGAACCAGGACACCCCAAAAGUUGUUGAGCUUUUUGGUAAAUCUUCCAAAGAAUAAAAUAAAAUUGGGAUUAAGGAGUUUUCCUGGGAUGGGGGAUGGUGUGUGUGCUUUGUCUUGUUGGUGUAGUAGUGGCAGCACUUGCCCUUCUUCUGAUAGGAAAUGCUCUGUAGUGGCGCACAAAAAAAUGGGGAGGCCAAGGAGGGGCAAGGAAGUGAGAAAAGUCCUUAUUUUAAUCUGAGGAAUGUUGGAGGGGAUGCAAAUAGAGUUACCAAGCCUAGGUAUGGCCACCCAGGAAUGAGUUCUGCUAUGUUUGUUGGGAUUUAAUGCCAGGUGCACAAAGCUGUAGCCAUUUUCUUCCCCCAGGAGAGAAUUUAAGCCCCCCACCAUGCGUGUUGCUGUGAUUGGAGCCGGCAUCAUUGGACUGUCCACAGCCCUCUGCAUCCGUGACCGAUACCACUCAGCAGAUCAGCCCCUGGAAAUAGAGAUCUAUGCCGACCAGUUUACGCCUCACACCACCAGCGACGGGGCAGCGGGUCUUUGGCAGCCAUAUCUCUACGACAAGGGAAACACUCAAGAAACGUAAGACCCCUUUCACUCUACAGGACAGUGGAGUCAGGGUUGGCACUUGGCAGUGGUAGAAAAUGUCACGGGACAUAACAGACAACUUAGAGGGGCAUUUGACAAAACAUCGUUCUCAGUUGGUUGGUUUUGGUUAGUUGAAUUUGUUCUGUGACAACCUGCGAGAAGUGAGCUUGCAGGGAACCAGGCAGAGGGCCUUCUUGGUAGUGGCGCCUGCCCUGUGGAACGUCCUCCCCGCAGAUGUCAAGGCAAUAAGCAACUAUCCUACUUUUAAAAGACAUUUGAAGGCAGUCCUGUUUAGGGACAUUUUUAAUGUCUGAUGCUGUAUUGUUUUUAAUAUUCGGUUGGAUUUCCCCAGCGCAGAGUGGCUGGGGAAAUCCAGCCAGAUAGGCGGGGUAUAAAUAAUAUGAUGAUGAUGAUGAUGAUUAUUAUAUCUAAACAUAUUUGGCCUUUAGCUUAAAAAUGUAUAAAUUACUUCCUUUGGCCUUCCAGACUGCUGUUUCUACACCUUACUUAAUAUAGUGCUCUCUGAUUGCUUUACAUUUUUUUCUGUACACCAUCAGUGACAGGUGCACAAGUUUUGUUAAGCCAAGUUUUGUUAAGCAGGUUGUGUUUGCCAUUAUAUAUUUUUUAUUUGUCUGAGAAAAAUUCCAUAAAAAUCAAUUUAUUUAUAAAAACUGUUGGGUGUAGUGAAGGGUUAACCUUCUGUGUCUCGAGGCUGAGAGGAGGCGCUUACAAGGGAAGUAAGCCAGGACGUGACGAAAGCAGCUUGGAAUGCUGUGAGCUGAGUGAAAAGUGAAAGCAGCUUUGCUACGCAGCUGCUGAGAGAGACAGGUCGCAAAAUGCAACUUCAAUCAGAUGGAUUGUAAAUAUGCUAUUUUUGAGCAAAUAAAGUGCUAUUAGGAAAGAAGAAACGUGUGGGACCUGUUUACUGACUGCCCUUUCUACACGGACGCUGUGCAAUUCUGCUAAUUGCUUUACGACCUGCAGAGGUGCAGGGGAGCGUGCCGGACCAAGAGUAAAGCAAUAAAUCUUAUCCUAACAUGGUUAUGGGUCAACGUGAAGUGUGAGGAAGGGCUUUGAAGUUUUAUCUGCUGAACGUCAGUUUGAUCGACUGCCGGAGACUUCAAAGAGGCAGAUCGGAGGAGGCUGACGGAGGCUGGCAGCCAAGAGCCGUGACGUCCGGAGUUCCCAGUUUGGCUGAGUGAGUACCUUUGGAAAAGCCAACAGAAGGGAGGGCAAUGGCUCAGCCCUGUGAACAUGGCUUUGAGCUUAAGCUGCCAUGUCAGAGACUGACUAGCCAAAAUUGGCUGCAGUGGAGCUUUCAAGUGGAGCUUUUGCUGGUGGGGGGCAGCUGUGGAAUGUAAUUCACCCCACACAGAAUGCAGCUGGGAAAGCAGAGGCUGAUAGGGCUGCAGAGCAAAAUGAAGUGGAGAAGCGUGUGCUUGCUUUUUGGCAGAAAGUGUGGAUGCUCAUCUGGUGCCUGUUGUCCUGGGUGCAAGAAAGCCAGAGGCUGCUUGGCUAGCACUCCAAGAAGCUUGUGGAGCUGGAGUGGGAAGCAAGGGCCGAGAAGUGGCUGCAUCCGAAAGGGAGAGGCAAGAUGGCGCCGGCCACCGAUUCACAGCUGGGAGGAGCUGUGAGCCCCCACAGGGGGGCGAAGGGACUGUUGCUGUUCCUGUUGUUGUUGCUAGCAAUGCUGCUUGUGCUUUUGCUGAGCCUGGGAGCUGUGUGGAUGCUGCAACGUUUCUGUGUGAGGAACCUGAAGUGAGGCCAAGUGUUGGAAGCCCUUUACCCUUCAGAGGGGGUGCAGAAAAACGUCCUGGAGACCCUGUGAGCAGUGGGGGGGCAGUGAGCAGUGAAAGCUCAGAGACGCCUCUUUCUCCAAAAGCUGCCAAGAGUUGUUUACGUCGUGAGUCGGAGCCUGGGAAGCUGAAAAGUGCUAGAGGCUUCAAGGUCAGCCACCUGCAGCAAGUAGAGAUAAGAGCUUCAGAGUUGUGUGGGAACGCCGAGACAAGUCCAGUCUCCAUGGCAACUGAGAGAGUUGCAUCUACGGAAGCUGUCAAGGUCGUGGGCAAGUCUUCCUGCCGGGGGGAGUCUGUUGCCGUGACAACCAGAGAGGACAUCUGCAGAAGCCCCAAGGAGGGGGGUAGUGAGGAGAUUGUUGCCCUGGCGACCCAGGAAUGUAAACAACAAGACUUUCUCACUAUAAUAAUUGACUCUGGUGCCUCAAAUACGUUAGUGCCAUCUGCUGAUCUUUUGAGGAAUUGCAGGACAGUAAAAACUGAGAAGUUUGUUAAGUUUGCAGAUGGGAGCAGAAAAAGGCUAACAGAAACAGGACUGUUCUACUGUUCUUUUCUUAAGCAUGAAGUCAAAGCUUAUGCAGUGCCCGGUUUAACUAACUGUUUGUUAAGUGUGCAUGAUCUAUUGAUUGAUAAUUUUCAAGUUUCUUUUGCAGGUGACAAAUGUGAAUUUUCCAAGGAUGGGAAACACGUGUACACAGUGCAGUCUAAAGAUAAUUUGUUUGCUGUAAAUGUGCCUUUUUCCACAGGAGAGGAUGACACCGAAGAUGCGAAGGGCCAAUGUGUGAAUGUAGCGCCCCACAAUGGUUGUGCACAUAUUUGGCACAGACGCUUCGCUCAUUUAAAUUGGAAAUUUCUCCAAAAAGCACCAGAGCUGACACAAGGAUGCAAAUUUAAUGUUUGUGACAAAUUUCUAGAUUGCAAUGCAUGUAAACAGGCGAAAGUUGUGACAUGCUCAUAUCCAAAGUCAGAGAGGCAGACCACGCAACCCUUUGAAUUAAUUCAUGCAGAUUUGUGUGGGCCCAUGUCUGUUGAGUCACUGGGAGGUUCGAAGUAUUCUUUGCUUUUGAUUGAUGAUUUUUCGAGGUCUGCUUGGACCUUCUCUCUGAAAACGAAAGGGGAGGCGGCUAAAAUGAUCAGGGAUUGGAUCACCGCAGUUGAGGUAACCUUUUCCACCAAAGUUCGUGGUUUUCAAAGUGACAGAGGUGCUGAAUUCACUGGUUCUGCUUUACAGGAUUUCUUUAGGGAGAAGGGGAUUAGCCACAGACUGACCGCUCCUUACUCUCCGCAACAGAAUGGGGUCGCAGAGAGAAAGAACAGGACGGUACAGGAAGCUGUGUCUGCGAUCCUGUGGGACGCAGGGCUACCCCAGAAGUUUUGGUCGGAGGCCUGGAGAUAUGUGGUCCAUACCGAGAACAGAGUGUACAACUCUAGUGUAGGAAAUACACCGUAUUUCUUACUUCAUGGAAGGAAGCCUAACGUACACUACCUUCGUGUGUUUGGUUGUGAGGCUUGGGUGCUUAUUCCAAAGGCUCUACGCAAGAAAGGUGAGCCAAGAUCUAAAAGGAUGAUCUUUGUAGGGUAUGAGCCUGGCUCAAAGGCCUGGAGGUUUGCAUACCCAAGUGGAGACCAGUCUAGGUUGGUUAUCAGCAAUAGCGCUGAGUUCUGUGAGCAAGCUGGUUGGAAACGUCUGCACGCUAAUCCAGACGUGCUUCCACAGCAGUUCUAUGACUCAGACGAGGAGGAGGAGGAACUUGGAGCUGGGGACCACGGUCCAGAGGGACAGAGUCCAAGGCAGGGACAGCUCAGGAUCCCUCAGAGGGGGGAACCUAGAACACCUCCUCAGGCAAGUGUCAAGUUUGAGCCAAAGAGUGAGCCUUCUUCACCUGCUGGACCAGCUGUAAGGCCCAAGAGGCGCAGCAGGUCAGAGGGGGAAGACACUGAAGUUGAGGAUGAUUUAGCUGGACCCAGUGAAGCAGCAGGGUCACCAGGAGUCACACUGAGGAGAUCAGCGAGGACAAGGAGGCCUCCUGAUCGGUACGACGCUUCAGGCGUCUGGGUAGGUUCUGCAAGAUGUGAACCUGAAUCCUUCGAGGAUAUUCAGAGUUUACCUGAGGAAGAAGCAGGCAAGUGGCACAGGGCAAUGGACAAAGAGAUGAAGUCCAUGAAAGAUCUAGGUGUGUUCUCACUCACCGAGUUGCCACCAGGGAAGCAGGCUGUGAGUUCCAGGUGGGUUUACCGCUUGAAACCCACUGGCGCUGGAGAGCCGCAGUAUAAAGCCAGGUUAGUUGCUCGAGGAUUUACUCAGAGGAAGGGAAUACACUUCACGGAGGUGUAUUCGCCAACGUCACGAGCGGAGACUCUGAGAACGCUUUUAGCUUGUGCGGCACAGAGAGGCUGGAAGGUAAACCACUUUGAUGUGGAUGUUGCCUACCUUAACUCAGAUCUCCAGGAGGAGCUGUACAUGAUUCCUCCUCCGGGGUUUGAGAACUCAAGGCAGGAUGUUGUGUGGAGAUUGCACAAAUCCAUCUAUGGAUUACGUCAAUCUGCUAGAAACUGGAACAUGUGCCUGAAUGAAGCUUUGGAGAAGCUAGGUUUCAGGAAGAGUCUUGCUGACAGUUGCCUGUUCCUUAGAGGAUCAGGAGACUCACAGGAGCUGGUGCUGAUUUGGGUUGAUGACGUGCUUUUCGUCUCAGAAACAGAUGAACAGGCGGAGAAGUUUGCCAAAGAGAUAGGUAAACGAUUCAAGCUUAAACAGCUUGGUGCUGUCAAAACCUAUCUAGGUGUCAGUGUUGAGCGUGCACAGGAUGGAAGUUUUUUGCUCAGCCAGAGAGGUAAAAUUGAGCAAUUGCUUCAGAAGUUCAGGAUGAGUGAUUGUGCAGGAGUGAGAAGUCCUAUGGAGACUAGUUUUGUGAAGGACAGCCAGCAAGCAGAACGCGCUGCGUUCGAAAAUACUGAAGUGUUUCAGUCAGCUCUAGGGAGUUUGUUGUACUUGUCCCAGUGGAGCAGACCUGAUAUAGCGUUUGCUGUCAAUCUGCUCAGCAGGGAGGCAUCAAACCCUAGUGUGCAAGCCUGGAAUGGCAUCAAGAGAGUUCUGAGGUAUUUGCAGGAGACCAAAGACUUUUGUCUUAGGUUGCCAGCUCAAGGAGAAGUCAAACUGACUUGCUUUGUGGACUCGGAUUGGGCUAAUCUUGAGGAUCGCAAGUCUGUGUCUGGCCUAGUGGUGAAGUUUGGGAACUCAGUAGUUGGAUGGAGGUCCAAGAAGCAAAGUCUGAUAGCGCUCUCAUCCACUGAGGCUGAGUUUAGUGCUCUUUCAGAGAUGUGCAGAGAAGUAGAGUUCUAUGCUUGUUUGGUGCAGGAACUCUGCGAAGUGGAUUGUCUGCCGAUACGUGUUUUCGAGGACAAUCAACCAUGCCUGCGUUUGGCAGAGUCAGGUCAGUUCAAGGCCAGAACGAAACACCUAGACAUUCGCUUCGGAAUGUGUGCCAAAGUGUUCAGGAGGGAUUAGUUGCGCUGAAGUACUGUCCCUCUGCCAAGAACCUAGCUGAUGGGUUCACGAAGCCACUCACCUUCCAAAGACAUGGGGAGUUUUGUGAAGGUCUGGGUUUGGGACGACCAAGGGUCGAUUCUCCCCUCAGGCGCGAGACAAGAGGGGGUGUUGGGUGUAGUGAAGGGUUAACCUUCUGUGUCUCGAGGCUGAGAGGAGGCGCUUACAAGGGAAGUAAGCCAGGACGUGACGAAAGCAGCUUGGAAUGCUGUGAGCUGAGUGAAAGUGAAAGCAGCUUUGCUACGCAGCUGCUGAGAGAGACAGGUCGCAAAAUGCAACUUGAAUCAGAUGGACUGUAAAUAUGCUAUUUUUGAGCAAAUAAAGUGCUAUUAGGAAAGAAGAAACGUGUGGGACCUGUUUACUGACUGCCCUUUCUACACGGACGCUGUGCAAUUCUGCUAAUUGCUUUACGACCUGCAGAGGUGCAGGGGAGCGUGCCGGACCAAGAGUAAAGCAAUAAAUCUUAUCCUAACAAAAACAAACAAACAUAAGACUAAAAGCUUUGGAUUCCCUGAUACUUGAGGAAUUACAUCUCUUUAUGUUUUCAUCUGAGUAGCUCAUCCUUACACUGAGCCUUGUUGGUUCAGUCUCCCUGCUCUGCCUGUGUGGCUCUUCAGUGAGGACUAAACUGCAGAGAGGCAAAUCUGAACUAAAUAUUCAGAAAAACUUCCCAAGGAUAAGAGCAGUGGAGAGGUUGGUGAGGCCUUCUUUCUGUGAAGGCCUAGACAGGCAGGCAGCAGAAGUAUGCUUCAAGCUGAAGGCAGUCAGCCAUUUUGAAGGGAGUUGGAAGCGUUUCAGUGGGUCAUUGUUUCCCAUGGAUGACUCAUAAGCAGAGCUGGGUUGGGUCAGUGCCUGGAUAGGUGGAGGCCUGGAACCCACACAUAUACGCCUUUGGGAUCCCAAAUGGAAGAGGAGAAAAAGGGAAGAAAAUGAAGGGAAGGAGCCUGGCCUCUUCCCAGAUCCAUGUGUUUCCCUUCCUUUCCCAGUGCAUCUGUGAGAAGCAGACUGGAAGCCAUUUUGGAUUAACCAUGGCUAUGUCAACGUUGUCCAAAAACAAAGAACUGUGGCUAAUCAAACUGUUUUAUGAAUUUGGUUGAAACACAUGGUACUGUAGCUAAGGUUAACCACAGUUUAGAGUCUGAAUGUGAUGCUAAACUGUGGGUAGUUGAAAUCAAAAGCAAAUACUUCCCAACUCCUCCUUGCAGACAUACUGGAGAAGGGGAGGAGAGGGGAAGCAUGCCAGCUUCGGUGGGGGUGGGUUGGACUAAUUCCUGGCACAAUAAACAAUCCACCAUUACAGGAAAGGCAUUGUAUUGGCAUAUUUGUCUUGGGAGAGGCAUUGCAUCGGGAGACUCAUCCAUUCUGUUUUCUGGUAGACCAUCAAGUUGCAGGAAAAUUUACAGUACAAUCCUAGAGUGUGUAAUUGUCUGACUGUAUUAUUUAAUAUGACAGACUCUGGAAUAAAGAGACUUUUGAUUAUCUUCUUCAACACAUUAAUUCACCAGAAGCUGAGGAGAUGGGGUUGUUUCUGCUCUCUGGAUACAAUCUCUUUACACAGCCAGUUCCGGUAAGUAACUGAUGUUAAAUAAGAGCAAUUAUUUCAAAGGAUGUUUGGUCUUCCUCGUAGAAGGAGUUUUGGAGUAUUGCAUAUCCCAUAGAUAAUGGGAGAUUGCUUUCCAUGGCCUAUUUGCAUGACACUCAAUAUGGCUAUUUUUGCAUCACUGCAAAGCAAAGGGGGAAACCCACAACCAAUAGGUGUAGGAACAUGAGGCCAAAUGCAUCUCAGGUGCAUCUCUCUUCGUUAGUAGAAUCUAUUCUAAUUUCUUGAAUGACUUGCUCAAGAAGUGGUGCAUGAAUCACAGUUAAAUGACGCCAUUUGGUACAAAUUAUCAAUUUUCACAGAGAACAAGGUGACUGGACCAGAGCAUCUUAGACAUGUGGACUCUUCCCUCAGUUGCCUUAUAACUGGCACAAUACUUUCUCCUCUGCAGGACCCAUCAUGGAAGAAUAUCGUUUUGGGAUUUAGGACCUUGACACAGAAAGAGCUUGAGCUCUUCCCUGGCUACAGGUAUUGAUCAAUUCUCUCUUCCCUUUAGGUUUUGGGUGUCAUGGUUUGCUUUGUGAGAUAAGGCUGACACUACCUCUCUGGUGGGCUAGGAGGCCAUCUAGAGCAGGACUAAAAUGAGGAGGGGGAGAGGUAAAUUCCAGUGGCAUAAAUGACACUCCCUGGAUGUGACGGCUAUUAUAGAAUCAUAGACUUGCAGAAACCUCCUCCAGCACCUUCCAAGACUAACAGGGAGAGUGCCACUGACCCUCUGACUCCCAGCUCAACAUUCCACUCACCAGAGGCAAGCAGGACAUGCGCUCGAAAGGGUGCAUUGCCACUUGAGGAAGGUGGAUGGGAUGGAUGGAGUCCACCAAGAAAGAGUCGCUUUCCAGCCUCUCUCAACAACGCCCUCUCCACUUUAUGCGAUUUCACAUGUAUGCAUGUAGCCCGGGAACAAAAGCCCUGCAUAAGUGAAGGGACCCCUGUAUUUCAGAUGGUAGCCCAUUGCUAUGUCCUUAUCUUUCAUUUCCCUGGUUUCAGCUAUGGUUGGUUCAACACAGCUCUGAUGCUGGAGGGCAAACGAUAUCUACCCUGGCUUACAAAGAGGUGUGUAUGAUAUUUGCUUUCUUCUCUCUGUUCUGACAAUAUCCAUACUGACCAUGAGAAGGUGCCUUGUCAGAGUUUGACCAUUGGUCUGCCAAGCUCGGUAUUAUCUCUACGCUGACUGGCUCUUCAGUUCCCUCCCAGCCCUACCAGGAGAUGCCCUUGGGAACAGAACAUGGAACCUUCCACAGGCAUAGCAGGUGCUCUACAAGUGCCCUUUGUCUGGAAGAGGCUGCCAGCCAGCCACGGUUCCUGUCAAGAUACUCCAUUCCAUUCCAUUUCUCCUACUCCGGCUGGCUUUUCAGGGUUCCUCUUGCCCUAAUAGUCACCCAGCAUCCAGUGCCAACAGUCAGCCAGCAUGCGGAGACCUCACUGGGCUCUUUCUAGGGAUGUCACCAAAACUGGAGAAGUGUCAGAAUGUUAGCCAUCAGUCACAGUGGCUCGCCCUGUUGUUUACAAGGCAACAUUUGUCUUACAGAUUAAAGCUGCAGAGCGUCAAGUUCUUUCAUCGGAAAAUUGAGUCCUUCCAGGAGGUUAGUUGGGAAUUUAAAUGUAUUCUGGGAGGGGCAUUGAUAAAGGUAUUUCCCUUCUCCACCAGCUGCAGACAGGAUUAGAUAGAGGUGGGGGGAGUCUAUUGUUAGGCUUUAAAUAUUGCUGCAUUUUGAGCAGAACUGGAGCAAGGAAUUUUGGGGAAGGAGAAAGCUUUGAGGUCUGAGGUUUUUCACAGUCCAGUGGUAUACAAAAUUUCAAUAAAUAAAUAAAUUCUGAAUUCCUGCAAGAUUGUAAAAAUCAUAAUAAUAACCCACCCAUAUAUAUGUUUACAUGAACUGUAUUUAAUUUAUUGAAUAACACAAUAUAAAAACAAAUUAGUUAUGAUUCUUGCAUUGCACAGCACAGGUUUCGAUUAGAAUUAGAUGGCCCUUUGGUUCCCUCCCAGCUCUGCCGUUCUAUGCUUCUCUGAAUUAAUGUGGCCCAGUUGCUUCCCUUUACUAAGAUUAGCCAUAACCCUGGAAGGUGGGACCAGCCUUAAAACCUUUCCACCAGUCUGGAGUAGUUUCCCCCUAGCAUCUCCUGUGGUCAUUCCAAUCCUCUCCUGGAGUUUUCUUAAAUACGCUUGGAUAGAAAUAUGUCAGUUAGUGGUAAAAAGCCAUUCUGGAACUUUGGCAUCUUUGACAAAGGUUUACAAAAGACAAAGUUGAAAUUCUUCAAUAUUGCCAAGGGACAAUGUGUCGUCUACAACACAGGUUCAAAGAUGAUAGGAUAUUCCAGACUAGGAGUCCCAAACUUUUCUUUAGCCCUCGGGGCAUAUUUGGAAAUUUUGGAAACUGUUGGUAGCACAACCAAAAACCUUUUUACAAAAGAAAAACCAGCAAUGUUCAGAUGCGACCCCCCCCCUGUGAAGCGCCUGUGCUCCCCACUCAACACCUCCUUUAAAUUAUAAACAUUGGAAGGGUAGGGGGCAUUGGCAGGUGCCAAGGGUUAUAUCUGAGGGUUCCAUGGAGUCCUUCGGAACCACGUUGGGAAACCACUUUGAGACACUAGACCAGCCUUGGGUCCCAGCUAAUGUUGGACUACAACUCCUCCCAUCAGCCUCAGCCAGCAUGGCCCAGUGGUCAGGGAUGAUGGGAAUUGUAGUCCAACAAUACACACCACACAUCAUGAUGCCACUUUAAACAGACAUGGCUUCCCCCAAAGAAUUAUGGGACCUGUGGUUUGUUAAGCGUACUGAGACGUGUGAAGAGGCCCCUCUUCCUCUCCCGGAGCUACAUGGAUGCUUGAGCUGAGAUUCCUGCAUUGCAGGGGGGUGGACUAGAUGAACAUUGGGGUCCCUUCCAUUUCUACAACUCUAAGAUUCUAUGACUCCCAGAGCGAUUUAACAAUCAAUCCCUCUUCACAGGGAACCGUAUAGCUCUGGAGGUUUCAUAGCAACUCUCAGCAUCCUUAACACACUACAGUUCCCAGAGUUCCUUGGGGGAAGCCUUGAUUAUUUAAAGUGACAACCUAGUGCUCUGAAUGCUUGGUGUGACUGUAAGCCCAGACAUCCCGGUGGCGAUCACACAGGGUCCCUGGAUGUUUCACCGUCUAUUGAUCCCUGUGCCACCACUUUAUUUCUCGCUGCCACCACCCAGGCCCUACCUGGUACAAUACUGAGUCCCGUCAGGGUUACAUUGGAACAUAAACUUCUGUUAUUUAUUGCAGUUUAACAAGCGUGUGUGGUUUCAUAAACGGUAUCGGUCCAUUACAAUCAUGGGUGCCUAUCCAGACCUAUAACUUCCGCUACCUACUCUCACUCACUAAACCACCUCUCAGAUAUUUACUUGUCUUCCUAGCUCCUAACUGUUCCUGACUCAGCUUAUUUCACUACACUAACUCAACCUGCCCCCAGACUCUAUCCCAAUUCACUCCCACUCCAACCAACCUCCCAACCUUCCACCCCUCCCAGAGCUGGUUUUAUAGUUCCUCUGACUCCACCCCCCUGGGUUUUGAUUGGGUAACCUGUUUAACUAUUUCACCUCCAGCACUCUCAUAUGUUAACAUCACAACCCCCAACCACCUGCCCUCUCUCUAGAUAUUUCUGGAGUAUGGCUCCAAUAAUUCCUGCCCUGCUUUAGGCAGAUAUGGUGGACUUUCCAAACCAUUUUUUGCUAAGCAGGACAGAAAACCAGGGUGGCCAACCUCUGGCCUUCCAUAUGUUUUUGGAUUCCAGUUCCCAUUUGCCUUCAGAGACAGUAACACCACAAAUCUGUCUUUUGCUUAGUUGAUGGCUGAAGGUGUGGACAUCAUCAUCAACUGCACAGGGGUUCGUGCUGGGGAGCUACAAGCUGACCCUGAGUUAUGCCCGGGCCGGGGGCAAGUCAUCAAGGUGAGGCCAGGCUUUCCAGGAUUCUUUUGGCUGCCUUGCAAGAAGGGAAGAAGCUGCCUGUCUACCUGCAGUCCUGGUGGGGCUAUGAUGGGGUUGAUGGGUCAGCAAAUCCGUGACAUUGCUCAAGCUGAGGAUCCAGACCAGAGUCAGGAGUUUUAUACGGCAAGGUGGGGCUUGAUUUGUUCCUCAGGUCACCUGAUUCCUGCUGGGGUGAAUGCAGCAAUACCCCCUUGCUGUUGCCUCUGCUUGUUUUGGCUCUCUAGGUUGAGGCCCCCUGGGUGAAGCAUUUCAUCAUCACCCAUGAUGUUGAGACUGAGAUCUACAACACACCUUACAUCAUACCUGGGUAAGGAAAACAUAACUGACUAUGACAGAAUGUCGUCUUCCCCAAUUGGAUGCCUUCCAGAUGUUUGCUCCUCCAGCUCCCAUCAGGCCCUGCCAGUGUGCUGCUGAGUUGUACUGCAAAACAUCUGGAGGACUCCUCGUUGGGGAAGCCCAAUGGCAUUUGUGUUGUGAACCCAAAUAAAUGCUUGCUCAGGGUUGGGGAAUCUCAAGCCCAGUCUGGGUGCAGCCUUCCAGGCCUCUUUGGUGCUUAGGACCCUUCUUGCUCUGCUCCCUCACUUCACACCAUCUGCAGGCCCCCACCUCAAGCGCUUUAACCUGCUUGGAUGUGUCCUUCCACUGGGGCAAUGCUGCUUGCUUGCCUGGAGGGAGGGAGGGGCAUGUGAGGUGCCGGGUGCAGAGAUUUCUGGAAUGUAGCCUAAUGUACAAAGAUAAGUGUCACAUCUCGCCCACUUUUGCCUUUGUGGGGAUGGACAGAUCUGUCCUUCCGAGUCCUCUCAGUUUCUAAUUUUUCCAGCCUUGGAUUAAGUAGUCCACAUUUCUGCAGCAAUGUCUGAUUUUUUGAUUUUUUUUAAUCCUCACAAAAAUUCUUCAGCUUUUUAUGUGCAAAUUUCUCCUAAUUAACACUUUUUUCAUUAGGGAUAGAAGGAGCUGUCCAUUUCAGUUCUCUCUCUUUCUGGUUUUGCUAAUCAUAAAUUCAGUUCACAUUUUGCAAUUUUAAAAAAGCCUUCAUGAAAAUUAUUCAGCAUUUUACAUGUAGAUUUCUGCUAACAAACACAUUUUUAUCUGUAGUUUUGACUCAUGUACACGUUUUUGCAAACUCUUUCCCCUCAUAUGGUGCAUUUUUGCAUGUUAUUUUCACAAUAUAUUCAUUUCUAUGCACACUGUCACCUAAUAAACGCAUUUCUGCAAGCAUUUGCUGGAGAACUGCAUUGCAAGAUUCAGUUAAGUGCAAAUUUCGAAGGAUGACUGUGCUUUAGUUCUCAUAUUGUUUCAGAAAGUGCAGAUUUGAUACAUUCAGGAUUAAAUGCAAACAGAAUUGAAAUUCUCCCUCAACCCCAGCCUCCAAUCACUACUGGAAUGCGGCCCCUAAGAGGGUGAUGUGGCCUUUGGGCUGAAACAUUUCCACCCCCUGUGCUUUAUGUGAUUUCUUAACUCUUGUUCGCUUGGCCAUUUCAGGAUCUGUUGCCCAUCCCAACCCACAACACACAGAGGUAACAGAUAGGACAGCAAUCAUGGGUCACAUCCACACCAUGCAUUUAAAGUGCAUGGCUUCCCCUAAAGAAUCACGAACUGUAGUUGUUGUCCCCGUCCCCCCCAAAGCUACAACCCCCAUACAAAUGACAGUUCCCAGGAUUCCUUGGAAGAAACCAUGUACUUUAAAUGGUGUGGAUGUGGCAUAAAUGAUCACAGGCCCAAAGAGCAUCUCCUUGGGGCCUCUGGCCAUCCUGGAGCCCUGGGACGUUCGUGGUGUGAUGCACACAAGCAUUGCUUGGGAGACUCAGAGCGUCACUUCUCCCACAGGGAAAAAGGAGCAGGAGCAGGAUGCUGACACCAAAUGCAAUAGACUGCCAUUGUGGCUUGGCAGUAGCCAGCCUGGCACACUUGUGUGACCCUUGCUUGACACCAUUUCUUCCAAGCUGGCUUAGGGCCGAUUCCACACACACACGCUGCCACUUCCCUUUCUGUUUCUGCUGUAGGAGCAACGCAGUGACAUUGGGAGGAAUAUUUCAGCUGGGAAACUGGAGUCAAGAGAACAGCCCCCAGGACCACCAGCGCAUUUGGCAAGGGUGCUGUGAGCUGCUUCCUAGCCUCCAGGUACAGUGACCAGCGUGGGGACUGAGCAGGCCGUUGUGCUCUUCCUUCCCUGCACACAGGGGGAAGUUCCGGGCGCAGCACAACCUGCUUUGAGUUUCCCUUGGGUUAAAGGAGUUCCUUUAUUUACUUUUUGAAAUAAUUUUUAUUUGAUUUUACAAAUUCAUUCGCACAAGUAAUAUUAUCAAAGACAUUAACAUUUACACAAGAUUCUUCCGAAUCUCAAGUCUUCCCUCCUCACCUCCAUGGGUUCUUUAAAUAACUUUUUAAACUGCAUAUUAUAAGUCCAUCUAAUUUACCAUCCUCCAUUGUAUCCAAAAUCUUGUAUCACUGCAAGAGUUAUUUAAAGCCUGCCAAAGAGUUCAAGUGUUUACAGUGGUCUUUCAAGUACAAUAUAUAUUUAUCCCAUUCUUUGUUGAAGUUUUGAUCCUCCUUGUGAGGAAUGUGUGUGGUUGUUCACAAACAGCCAGGACUCUGACCUGUCUUUUACAGGUUUUAUUGAGUGCAAACUAUGUAGAGUGCAGAAGUCCAAAAUCCAUGUCUGCCUCAAUCACUAGCAGAUUCCAGAAGUGGUUUCUUCCGGUUUGCCUUCCAGCACAAAAGCCCGGAGAAAACCCCCUCUCCGCCUCUUUUCCUUACGUUUAUUCCCCUGGCGAAAACAACUCCUUGGGAGCCGCGUUGUGGCUCAUCUCAGGCUGAGUGAGCCUUUGCAACCCCCCCCUUCUUUCUUCAUCCAUUUCACCAGACCCUGACGAGGUGCAGCUGCUCAACAAAGGGGGAGGCUCUCUGGACGUUCCUGCCUCUCUCCCCUCCCUUGAUGGCAGCCCCUGACACUCCUGAGUUCUGAUUUUCCCUGGUUAAUCUUGCCCUCUCUGCAUAGUCCAAUAAUUUCAUCUGCCAGUCCGCCCUAGUAGAUAUCUUGUCAUCUUUCAAACUCUGGGUAAGAAGCAUCUUUGCUGCUGUUGUAGCAUACAUAAAGUCUUUUCAGUUUCUUCAGUAUCUCUGCACCUACAAUUCCUAACAAAAAGGUUUCUGUUUUUUUUAACAAAAGUUAUUUUAAACAUUUUUUUUCAAUUCAUUUUAUAUCAUUUCCCAGAAUUCCUUUACAAUUCCACCACAUAUGAUAAAAGGUGCCUUCCUUUUCCUUACAUUUCCAACAAACAUUUGAACUUGUCCUAUACAUUUUUGCUAAUUUACUUGGGGUUAAAUAUCAGCAAUACAUCAUUUUCAUAUAAUUUUCUGUUAAAGUAUAACACAUAAAUUUCAAAUCCUCUCUCCAUAGUCUUUCCCAGUGCUUUUUUGUGGGGGGAUGCAAGAGUAUGUCCAUUUACUGUAUUUAUUUUUCCUGAUUUGAACUAUAAAAUGGUGAUUUUCUUGAGUCAAAAUGAGAGCACCCCUAAACAUUAUUUUAAAGAAGAAAGCACUGGUUUCCCAUGCUGCAAACUGUAUAUUAUACCCAAAAUCUCUUGCUCUGGGUUAAAAGAGUUCCUGGUGGCUUAAAGAGUUUGUACCAUGUUUGCACAGACAAGUAAUGUAUAAAUGGAAGCCAGUGGCAGGAAAUGCCUAUCUGGUGGCAGACCUAUUUCAUAACAUUUGUAUACAGCUUGAUUGUUAAAAAACAGCAACCACAAAGAAUAAAACAAUGAAAUUGUUAGUAAAAAGUUAUUACUGUUAUUAAAAAAAAUUAAAACCAACAAUAAGUUAAAAAGUAAAUUAAAGCACAGGUCAACAUUCUCAUAGCUCAGUCUCACUGUGCCUCUCACUGUGUGUUUAAGGGUCUCUUGGCUUAUUUCCACCUCUAGAAUAGAUCGCAUGGAGUCUGCAGAGGAGGGCUUUUCACAUUUAGGGUUCUGUCACUGAAAUUGCCUGGAUGAAGGGUGGUAUAUAAAUUUAAUAAAUAAUAAUGAUAAUUUGUCCAUCCCUAGGCAUUAAAGCAUCAUAUUGGAGCUCUCAGGGGGAUGAGGGGUUGUGUGAACCCUGUUAGGAUGCUGGAAGCAAAGCUCUAUGAGGAAGAGAAGCAGAAUUUGUUGCUAUCUCUCUCUCCUCCCCCCCCACCUUUUUUUUUUUUUUUGGCUGGGUUUCUAUAUUCAUCAUGAUUCUGGCAGGCAGGAAUUCAGCCGGUGGGGAAGAGUUCCUUUCAAUAUUGCUGUUGGAGUGUUUGCAGUUACUGAUAGCUUCCAUUUGAUAAUUGUAGUGCUUUGCAGUCAUUUCUGCACCAGGUAAAGUAAUUUUUAGCUCCUCCCAUUCCCCCCACCUGCCUUUAUUUUGUCUGCCCCGUCCUGCACUUUCCCCAACCCAAGGUGGCAUCCCUAGAUCUCAGACAGGGCUGUGCCCAAGCCUGUGGCCCGGGAAUGGGGGACCCGCAGGGGCCCUCCAGAUGUUGCUGAACUGCAACUCCCAUCACCCUUGACCAGUGAUGGCCGAACCUGGCCCUCCAGCUGUUUCUGGACAUCAACUCCCAUCAUCCCUAGCUAACAGGACCAGUGGUCAGGGAUGAUGGGAACUGUGGUCCCAAAACAGCUGGAGGGCCACGUUUGGCCAUCACUGCCCUUGAUGGCAGGCUGGCUGGCGCUGAUGGGGAGGGGAGCUGCAGCUUCCUAACCUUGAGCUGGAGUUGCAACACCCCAGUCUUCUACCACAGGAAGAUUCAGUAUAAGCACUGGCAAAGUGGAUUGCUGUCCCUACUUCCCAUGUUUUCUUACAAUUGCCUGCUCUGAAUAACCAUGCAUGUUGCUGCUUCCAGAAAGCCAAAAUCAUCCAUGAAUGGAGCGGUCAUCGUCCCGUACGGCCAAGAGUCCGAUUAGAACACCAGGCUGUUCGCCAUGGGAUGUUACAAUCAGAGGUGGGUAACUUUCCGUAUGCAUGGUGUGAAUUGAUUUGUGGAACAGGAUCAGGCCUUGCAUGGUAUCUCACACAUGCUGAGGCUAGGACUCUCAUAUAUCCUUGUGGGGGGUGUGUGUUACUCUAAGGCUGCAGUCCUGUGUACGAGUAAGCUAGCCCUACUGAAAUUUAGUGAAACAAAAUGCAUUUCUCUGUGUGUUUGAUGCGUGGAUGGUGCAUUAAUUGACUCUGACAUUCAGUUGCCGUAGGAAGUAAUGUUUUCCUUCCUGCUGUUUUCCUUGGUGAAGUAGCUCUCUUCUUGCCUUUUCCUUCUCUCGCAGGUGAUCCACAACUAUGGCCAUGGUGGCUUUGGGCUCACCAUCCACUGGGGUUGUGCCAUGGAGGUAGCCCAUUUGUUUGGGAAGAUUCUAGAAGACAAGAGGUUGGCCAAGCCACCCCAUGCCAACCUCUGAGCACGUGGCAACAGUUCAGGCCACUUCGCUGACUUUUACUUGCAGGAUGGAUCUGCCUUUGCAGGAUUAAGGAGCCUAGUUUUUAACUGUUUUCAUAGAUUGUUUUGCUUUGUUUUUCUUGUAUUGCUUUGUUCUUCUUGUAAACUUCUUGGAGUCUCCCCACCCUCUUACAAUCAAUUGGUAUAUAAAUUAUAUGAAAUAAAGAAAUAAUACUCUUAAAGAUU
Messenger RNA from Podarcis lilfordi (Lilford's wall lizard), 20144 nucleotides. The record is from the annotation of a GenBank genome assembly. NCBI's taxonomy places the organism in Eukaryota, Metazoa, Chordata, Lepidosauria, Squamata, Lacertidae.